Sycon ciliatum is the source of this 3057-nucleotide messenger RNA. Its product is annotated as coiled-coil domain-containing protein 148-like. The record is from RefSeq and is a predicted model, not a curated record. The coding region runs from base 257 to 2248 and encodes 663 amino acids. Lineage: Eukaryota; Metazoa; Porifera; Calcarea; Leucosolenida; Sycettidae. The transcript is spliced from 13 exons.
GUCUAGGCUCUACUCUCGACUCCAAUCUACUCUACGUAGUCUACAUGGUCUAGGCUCUACGGAAGGGUUUCGUUUGAACGGUUUCCAUUCAUUGCGCGCACCGGGCCGGCGAACUCCAGAACGGCACAUUCGGGCACGUCACGUCGUUUGCACUUCUAAGUAACUAGUUCCAACCCCCAGCUGCAUCGGCGGAACUCCUUUGUUUGAGUGACUCCCAUUAUCGUGCUGGUCUGGACACACUUCAGCCGAAGUUGAAAUGCAGCGAAAGCCUAGGCCUGCCGCCGCUGGGCCCAGUAGGACUGACAGAGGAGUAUACAUCCGUUCACUGCUAGCUGGCAACUCCGGUGCGAAGAGUGCGCACAGUUUUGCGUUCCUGCAAAAAGCUGACUAUGAGAGCGCACAAGCGGCACUCACAAGACACAAGAGUGCAUCGGAGCUCGGUGGAAAGCAAGCAAAGGGUAUGAAAGAGGCGGCGAAAGCAUCUCACGAGAAGUUCCUCUGCGCCGAGCACCGUGCAGUGUACCGCAAGGAGCUGGAGCUGCUCAAGACGGCUUGCCGAGACGCGAACGCUUCAAGCACCACCACACAUAUGCAGAUUGUGCGCAAUACGGAUGAUGCUUCAAUAAUGGAGUACUGCCAAUGGUGGCAUGCACAUGCACAGGCACCGUCGCUAGCGGAGGACGUACUUCAUCCGCAUGCGUCCCCGCAAGCACAGCGUUCCAGCACAGCACAUGGCUGUGAGAGUACGGAGAACACUCGUGACAUGGUCAUCCUGGCCACAACUCAUGUCCUGGGCGUUCACGAAUCCCUACAGAGACAGUGCAGCCUGGUAUCGCAGUUGGGAGAGGACGGUGCUCGGCUUAUGCUUCGCACCGAUAGCGCCGCCCUGAAGAAAUCAGUCGAGUCGUUGAAAGCUCUGACCGAUGAUGUUGGAAGCGCUUUGCAAACUGCAGAAGAUGAGCUGAACCAGGCACUGGCCAAGUUCCCGGAGCCGGCUGCUGCCUCUUCCGUGAACACCACCUUGCAGUGUUGUGGUGAACAGGACCCAUUGUACUUCUCAAGGACCAGUGCCGGGGAACGUUUGUGUUCUGAAGUGUCAUCCUGGGAUUGGCCAUCGGAGGAGCUACGCUGCACUGCUCUACAGGAAUGUCACCAUCUAAACUCGCAGCUGAGCAGCAACAUCGAUAGUUUGAUGGAGAAAUAUGCCAGUAUACUAAGACCGGACACGCGACACUGGCCAUGCCCAGACAGUGAUUACUUCAACCGUGUCAUCGCACAGUAUGAAGCAGUGGCUAAAAACCGGUAUACCCUGCUUGUGGACCGGUGUCGACGACAGUUUCCACGAUACAGCAAGAAGGAGAUCGAUGAUCAGUACCAGUGGUGUUUGUCUCAUCGCUACUUCCACUAUCGUCUGGACAGCAUGGCCCGUGACAGUGCUGCACAGCGUGAACGACUAUUGACGUAUCUGCAAGCCACGCUCAGAGAGAACGCCAGUGCUAUUGCCGAGGUGCAGGCAGUCGAGCAGCUGCACUCAGCGCAAACAGAGCUGUGCAAGCGGCUCAACGAGCAGCUUGCGACAAUGAGAUCACUCCGUGCUGAGGAAGCCAAGCUCCAGGAGGCCAUCCAUGCCUUUGAGCAAGAAAAGCAACUGGAGAACGCAAGGCGGCAAGAAGAAGAUGCAAAGAAGAAACGUGACGCGACGAAGAGAAAGGUGGAGGUAUUCCAAAAGCAAAAGGAAGACAAACAAGCUCGAGUCCAUGCGGAGAAUGUCAAGAAGCUGGCUGAGCUGCAGGCUGUCUUGGCAGAACAACUCAAACAUGACCGUGAGAGGGUUGCGUUCCGCAAGGAUCAGCUUGAGCAACGCGUUGAACUGCAGCAACGCGAGAAGCACAGACUGCGGCAGUUGAGCGAGGAGAGAGAACGACGCCUCGAUGAACUGAGGGCUACGGUGGCCGUCAAUGUUGCCGACGAUCCAACACGAGUGCUGCAAGACACUGAGGCUUCCGCCAAGCAUCGCCAUGAUGCCGUUCUGGAUGGCAGCGCAUUGCCAAUGCAGCAGCCGCUUUUCGAUGUAAAGUCGUUCACCUCUGAAAAGGUGAUGGCUGACCCACGGAUGCGUAUAUAUGAGAUGCUCCAAGACCAGGGACUUCACCAGUCGGAGUACGCUUCAAGGGUUAUGGCGUCGCUGCCUCCCACACGUCCACAACGUCCGGAUCAAAAGACUACACAUCGCUUCACGGAGCAGUGAAUGAGAUCACAACAAGGACAACCCAUCGCUUCGUGGAGCAGUGAAUGAUCAUUGAUCACAACAAGGACAGCCCGUUGCUUCGUGGAGCAGUGAAUGAGAUAGUAACAAUGACUAACUACACAUCGCAACAAGCCAUGAUGUCUAGGUAGCAUUUCAAAAAAUUAUUAUAGAGUGUCCAUUGACUGAACACCGCUUCUGAUCUCAAUAUUAGUAUGCAAUCUGUAUUAGCACAAAUGCGUCUGCUGGCCGUCUUCUGCCUUAUUUCAAUUUUUCAGCUAGCAAGCACACGGUCAUGGUGAGCGAACCAACAUCUCUUUUUAUAAUAGCUCUGGAUCUCUAGGCUAGCUAGAUCCCUGUGAGCGUUCCACUGUAUGCACAACGCACAUGCACACACUACUACUGCAACGCACAUGCGAACUAGAGCCACAUACUUUCCCCUCCCCCUACACACAUCGCACGCACUGAAGACAAAAAAUAAGUGUAUUUUGUUUAAGGUGCACAUAAUCUAGCUAACACUCGGUAAGAAACACAGGCCACCUACUCUUGUUCUCUGAACACAGGCCACCUACUCUGUUCUCUGAACACAGGCCACCUACUCUGUUCUCUGAAUGCAGGCCACCUACUCUGAACAGAGUAAUCAAUAAAGAGCUCAAAAGACAAGAACUAAACUUUCAAGCUGGAUAAAAACCAAGACCUCACAAUUAAAUAGAGAGAACAUACACAUGAUACAUAAACAGCCAAUUUAUCUCAUGAUCAAGUGGAUUCAAAAUUCAAAAAGUCAGAUGCUACCUGAUUCGGAUUAUGUCCUA